This is a messenger RNA of Lachnellula hyalina, 1149 nucleotides long. RefSeq names its product NADH-cytochrome b5 reductase (gene mcr1). The transcript is spliced from 3 exons. Gene Ontology annotation, molecular function: cytochrome-b5 reductase activity, acting on NAD(P)H. The record is from RefSeq and is a predicted model, not a curated record. Gene Ontology annotation, biological process: ergosterol biosynthetic process. NCBI's taxonomy places the organism in Eukaryota, Fungi, Ascomycota, Leotiomycetes, Helotiales, Lachnaceae. The coding region runs from base 1 to 1149 and encodes 382 amino acids.
AUGGUACGCGAGGGCCAAAUCCUACCAUCUUUUGAAGAACUUACCAAGCUUCUCCCUCCAAAGCAAGCGACCUUCAAUCCUUUCACACACAGUUCUCCAAUUUCAAUCAUGUUUGCAAGACAGGCUUUCCGAGCGGCUCAGCCGUUGAAGACCCAAUACCGUAGAUAUGCAACGGAACCAGCAAGCGGCGGCUCGAACACAUUACUCUAUGGUGCAAUCGCAGCCGCUGUUGGUGCUGGAGGCGGAUACUAUUUCUACAACUCAGGCGACAAUGCAUCGAAGGUCAGAAACGCAGCUAAAGAUGCCGAAGCAAAGGCCAAGGAAGUCGUUGGGAAAGGCAAAACACAGGCAGAAGGUGUUGCUAAGGCCGCAUUAACCGGAGGUGACCAGGGCUUCGUCAGCUUGAAGUUGGAUAGUGUUGAGAACAUCAACCACAACACCAAAAAAUUCCGUUUUGAGCUACCAGAGGCAGAUCAGGUCAGUGGCCUUAGUGUUGCAUCUGCUGUCAUUACCAAGUACAAGGGCCCAGAGAUGGAGAAGCCUGCCAUCCGACCAUACACUCCAGUCAACGACGAAGAGGAAACGGGAUUUAUAGAUCUUCUCGUCAAGAAAUACCCCAAUGGUGUAAUGUCGGAACACAUGCACAAUAUGAAGCCAGGUCAGCGACUCGACUUCAAGGGCCCGAUCCCCAAAUAUCCAUGGACGGCCAACAAGCACAGCCACAUUGCCCUGAUUUCUGGAGGAACUGGAAUCACUCCCAUGUACCAACUUGCCCGCGCAAUCUUCAAAAACCCAGAUGACAAGACCAAAGUUACCCUGGUCUUCGCAAACGUCACAGAGGAGGAUAUUCUUCUGAAGCAGGAAUUCCAGGAACUCGAGAACAAAUACCCACAACGUUUCCGUGCAUUCUACGUCUUGGGCCAGCCACCAAAGGAGUGGACCGGUGGAAAGGGCUUUAUCAACAAGGAGCUGCUAAAGACAGUCCUCCCUGAGCCAAAGACGGAGAACAUCAAGAUUUUCGUUUGCGGGCCACCGGGCAUGUACAAGGCCAUUUCUGGACCUAAGAAGUCACCUUCGGACCAAGGUGAAAUUGAUGGAAGCAUUCUUCAUGAACUUGGAUACACCAAGGACCAAGUCUACAAGUUCUAG